Messenger RNA from Sclerotinia trifoliorum, 1267 nucleotides. NCBI's taxonomy places the organism in Eukaryota, Fungi, Ascomycota, Leotiomycetes, Helotiales, Sclerotiniaceae. The record is from the annotation of a GenBank genome assembly.
AAGAAGAUAUGCCACCAGAAUCAAUACAUGACUUUCUUGUCAUUUCUGAUGUGCAUUUUGACAUGUUUUGUGAUUGAUUGGCUGUCUUUUAGCCAAUAUCGUUCAGGUAAUAUGCCAUAGGUCAAAUCCUUCAGCCAUCCUUAAGCUUAUAAUAGUGUAACAUCGCUCUUAAGGUGGGCCUUCGGCUGAGCCGCAGCUUGAUGCAGUCGCAAAGUCCCGUUUUCCUGUCUACUAUCGGUCGUCACGAUGAUGAACCCUUAGAUGCAUUGUCACUGGCAGGGACAAUCAUUCAGUUCGUGGAUUUCAGCUCGAAAGUGAUCGCUGGCACUAAUGAACUCUACAAAUCCGGAGCUGAAUCGCUAAAUGUCCAUCAACAAUUGGGACUUGCGGUGGAUGAUCUCUCUAAAUUGUCCAAGAAGCUCUCGGAUUCUUAUUCAGGCCUGUGUGGAAAUGAAGUUAAACCUGCGCCGGCGGAUAAUUCGUUCAUUUGCAUCUGCCAAAAUGCAAUAGAAUUGUCCACAGAGCUCAAUGGUAAACUGAGCAGUUUGAAAGUUACAGCCACUGGCAAACGAAAGAAAUGGCAAACCCUCAAACAAGCACUGAAGUCAGUUUGGUCUGAAAAGGAAUUAAUUGACUUAAAACAUCGCUUGGAGUUGUUGAGGGAUUCUAUACAGAUGCAUAUCGUUGUAGAUCUUCGGUAAGUCAAUUCAAGAAGUCCUUGUGCCACAGAAAAUAACGAUUAGAAGAGAUCAGCUUUCUCUCAUAUCAUCCAGUCAGACAAGUCGCUUCGAUAACCUCGAUUUUAAUACGCAAACUAUUGUUACUGCACUUCUCAAGCAUCACGGUGAAGUUAAUAAAAGUGUUCAAGCCCAAACCACGGCUAUCACUCAAUUACUUGGGAGAAUGGAGCUACUAGCUGACAAGCACACUUUUUCUACGAUUGUUGUGCCUCAGCUCGAUAUUAUUGAAGAUAGCCAGUAAGCGUAGUUAGUCCUUUCAUCAGCCAGUCACUCUUCAAGAGCUUGAUACCAGAAAACACACAAAUUUCAACGAUAUAUCUAUUGGGACAUUCUAUUUUUGUGGAAUAUUGAAAGUAUUCUGAAUGCCAGGUCUUCUUAGACUACGUCUUUCGAAGCUUCUGAGCGCUCAUACCUAGUCCAACAGUUUGGACUAAUGGAAAUUUUUUGUGAAGCUACAGAUCGAUCCUCCAUCUCCUGCAUUUUCAUUCACUCUUUCAACAGUGCCUCCGAGCCUCUUCUUUUUUAAC